UGGUGUACUGGCAGUAUCUUACCGACUGUCAGCGGGCUGAUGCUGAUUGUCGGUUGGUGUAGAAUUUAGUGGUGUCAAGGCAUGCUUUUGAGUAAAACGGAUACAAGAAAAUACAGAAAGAGGUCCUUGGUAAUCAUCGGUCUGAUGUCCGAUUAAAGAAAAUGGCGGAUUAGUUGGUGCUCUAGCAAAAGGGCUGGGACACAAUAUUCAGUACCGUCAUGAUAACGUCUCAAGUUAACUCUCAUUUUAUAAUAUAUAUUAUUUCAAUAAACAUAUUAAUUAUUUAACCGUUUAUUUAUAUUUAUUACUAUUCAAUAAUUAGUUAUUAUUUUUUUUAAUUAAUUGUGUUAAAGGUUUUAAUUAUCAAUCAUAACAAUAACAACGCGUGGUGUCUCGCGAGUGAAUUUUCUUGGAUUUAAGUGCUAAAUUAUUUUAUUUAAUAUAUAUACCUACACAUAUAUAUAUAUACAUACUCACACAUACAUAUAUCUAUACAUACGUAUAAAUAUAUGGGUACGUGUGGAAUGGAGUAAGUGAAAAAGUGACAACUCAGAUAACAUUGAAAUUAAUAUUGUCCUAAUUUUAUUUAAAACUUUGAAAAAUAAAAUUAAAAUCCGGAAAUGGCAAUCAGGUAGUGCUCAUAAUUUAAAAAAUAAAACCAAUAAAGUGGUGUAAUAAAAUUCCACCAAAGAUGUGAAGGGCCAGGCGAGAAAACGGAAUGAAGCCACAAAAGAAGGGUAUUGUUUCGCAAAAGGCGCCAAAGUCACCACCGGUUGCCAAAAAGCGUAAGGUCCUUGAUAAAUUGUCCCUCGACAAUAAAACAGAUAAAAAAUCAAAGAAAUUAUUAUCUUCCUCUUCGUCAUCACCGUCAUCAUCCUCUUCCGCGUCUUCUUCGGACAAGACUAAAAAAGGUGACAGUGAUAAGAAAAAAGAUAAAGCGACUGAAAAACGUAAGAAAAUUGAUCCCAAGACUAAAGUUGACGUAAAAUUGAUAGAUGACAAAAAAAAGUGUAAUCCCAAAGAAAUGGACGUUAAGAAAAUAGAAACUGACGACAAGAAAAUGGACAAAGACGAUGAUUGCUCAUUGGAUUUGAGCUUAAACAGCACAUCCGGUAACUGCGGGACCGAAAAAAAGAAAAAUAAUAAAUCUGAUGAUAAAAUAAAGACAGAAAAAGUUUUUGAUGGCAAGAAAAAAUCAUGCGAAAUUGACAAGAAGAAAAUUUUAAGCAAAGAUUCGACGGAAUCUGGGGAAAAUGACUUGAGUUUAACUUCACUUCCGGUUACAGUGACAGAUGAAGUUAAAAAUGCAGACGACAAAAGUAGUGCGCAAAAUUUGGUUGGCAAGAAAAAUAGUAAAGUGAAGGAUGACAAGAAUAAGAAAGACUGCAAGCUGGUCAACAGCAAAGAUUCUAAAGAAAAUGGUAAAAAUCAAUUAACCAAAGAUAAGAAAGUUGAUUCGAGUAAAAAAAUAGAUAAGGAUGUUGGUAAAAAAUCAAAAGCUGUUGCUGUUAAAAAAGAAAUAAAUUCAAAAAAUAUCAACAGCGGGUCGAAGAAAUCGGCUGGUAAGAAAACUUGUUUGCUGGGUAAAAAGUCUGUCGAGGGGACUAAGAAAUUGGCGGAUAAAAAAUUAAAACUAGUCAAUAAGUCUAAAGAUAAAGAUGAUUCAUCGAGUGUUGAGGAUGAGGAAGAGUUAUUAGUUAAUAGCAAGACAAAGAAAAAGAAUCCAACUAAUGCUAAGUCUAAAGUUAGUAAUAAUAGUAACAAUAGUAGUGAUACAAAUAAUCAAGAUAGUAAUAAUAAAAAACCAAAAUUAGCGAAACAGAUGAAAGCCAAAUUGCCAGCGAAAAAUGGCAAAUUGAAUAACGCUGUUUUAAAGCGGGAAAAACUUAAGAAGAUAACUGAUAAAAUAGUUAAUAGAAGGAAGAUGGAGUUGAAGGAGAGCGCGGACAAAGUUAACAUGGUAGUUGACGGCAAAAAAAUGAUGAAAGAAGAGCCACUAAAUAGUGAAGAAGACGACGAGAGCAUAAAAAAGGAAAUUUGUAACGAUAAGGAGGACGAAGAAGAAAGUUGUUGCAGUGGUGCGGCUAGUGGUGGUAAUAGUAAUAGUGGGAGUAGUAAUGGUAGUGGUAGUUGUCUUCAAGUGAAAUCUUCAGAUGUAAAAAAGUCUUUGAAAACUCCAUCAAAGUCGAAAACAAGUAACAAAAAACAAGCGACUAAGAAAUCAGUAAAAUCAAACAAAUCACUGGAGGAAAAUUGUGAAAAAGUUUGUCUCAAGACUGGUGGUUCUUCCCCGGCUUCCUCGCCUUGUGCUUCCGCUUCCGACGAUUCUUCAUCGUCAGACUCGACAACGGUGACUAAACAAAGCACCAAGAAUGAAGAAACUGCCGGCAGUGGUGUCAAGGCAACGUCGAAAAAAGAAAACGAGUGUGCGUUUAAAAUUGAUCUGAAGGUAGAAAAGUCAAAUGAUGAUUCUAAUGAGAGUCAGGAGGCUUCGUCGAGCUGUGGUGACUCUGAUGAAGAUUAUGAGAACGAAUUGGAGACACGUCGCAAUCGUCAGAAAAAGAAAAAAGACCGGGAAGAUUCAACGGACGAAGAACGGGCGCGUAGAAUGCGAUUGUUUGGGUUCUGGAGUGGACCGAAACGGCAUCGCGUUGCGUCAUUAAACGCAUUAGCUAAAGUGCACUGUAUGUACGAGAAUGAAGCCGGUGGCGUUUAUCUGGGUGGUUUCUGUAAACCGAAACCUGAAAAAGAUAAAGUCGCUAAAAAAUCAUCAUCAGCAACAGCAACUGCUACUGCACCGGCCGCUAAAGAGGAUAAAGAGGAAUCUGGACGCAAAGAAAAAGAUAAUAGUAAUAAAAAAACCACAACAGUGACGAGUAAAACCGAGUCGGAGAAUGUCGCUAAGAGAAAUCUAAGGAAUGUACCGGGUCUUCGCGGGAAACAUUGGGACAUGAUGGAGUGUUCCUCUUCGUCCUCAUCAUCUUCCGAGGACGAGUCGAACAACGAGCAGCCCCCACAGCAAUCCCAAUCACAGCAACCGCGCAAUCCAGAAGUUAAAAAUGCUAAGCGCGGGAGAAAGAAAAACUCAACAGUGAGACGGAAAAAACCUGAAGAGGUGAUGGAUCUCAAGGAUAUGGUGGUCUGCAAGCGAAUGGCUAGUUUAAAUGCAUCAGCAAUUCUCGCGGCCUCUUAUUCAGACGAAAAACAUCUCCAGAGUUCAUCGUCUACCGAAUCCUCGUCCAGCGAGUCGUCGGAAGUCGAGUUCAUAAAACGACGCAAACAGCACGGCGACGCGGGUGAAACUGCCGCCGAAAGACGGAAAGCCAAGCAAGAAGAAGAAGCUCUCAAGGCUUCAAAAAAAGUAGUCAUUGUCAAUCAGGAUACCGAUGUCACAAUCACCGGUGUCUAUGUUAAUCAAACCCGAUCAACCCACCACGAGGGUUUCUGUAGCAUCGCUGGAAUGCAAUAUAGAAUCAGCUCAACCAGCCACACGCAAACUGCGGCAACCGCUGUGGCUGCUGAACUUCACGAGCAGAAACCGGAGCAGCCAUGCAAGUCCUAUACACCCCUCGGGGCCUUAUCCUCGAUGCAGCCACCAGGAAGUCAGGCCACUCAUCCGAACAUGUCACCCAGAAGACACUCGGCAUUCAGCGCUCCUCAUCAACAUGGUUAUUAUCAACCGGCAGGUCCGCUAAUUCAGCAUCCACCCACGUUGCCGCCAAUAAAAGGCCCGCCACCGGAACCGACGCCCACGCCGCCCCAAAAUUCCGAGAGCUCAGACGACCUGGUGGCAACAUCGACAACUUCCGGUGGCACCAACAGCACAGGUAAUUCUUGGCGUUCGUAUCGUAAAACGGAUUCAAGACUACCAAGCUCAGCGAUUCCAUCCACGUCAAUUGUCCCCACAGGUGGUGGCUUCUACAGAGCCUACUGUCCUCAAUACUAUGGCACUCCGCCGCAGUAUCAGGAGCUGUGUUAUCCGCCGACUUAUCCACAUCCACAUCCGCAUCCACCACCGUAUUAUAAAUAUGCUCCAGCUUAUAGAAGACAGUACUACAGUUACCCAGAAGCAGGAGGAGGUGGAGGAGCAGGUGGCGCAGGAACCGGUGCUCCAGGAGUCGUAGAAUACCAGCCUCCGCCGCCACCUAGUGAUUACUCGAUGCCGCCUUAUUAUGCCGGUUAUCCACCGCCACCGGCACCACCACCACCGCCACCUAAUCCCGCUUAUCUUCACGCUCAAGGUCGACCUAUUGUAGAUCACGCAGCCUUCCAAGGUUGUCCGUGUCCGAUGCAAUCGUGUCCAAAAAACGUGGAUACUGGGCCCCUUAUUGGUAAUGGUAAGGGGGCGCCAGUGGCAUCGGGGCCCGGUCUGUCAUUGCCACCCAGUGCUUUAGUAGGGCCCCCCUCGCCCGCGAGGGGACUAGCCGGGUUAGCGCCUCCUCACGGCGCUAAUGCCUGGGACACGGAUCGCGUCCAAAUUAACACUCAUAAUCGUAAUAUCAAUAACAAUAAUCAGAAUCAACAGCUUCCAUCAUCAACUACCCACAUCAACGAAUGCCGUACUAAGGAAGAACAAAAAUGUACGGACAAUAAAUGCAACAAAUGUACGUGUCAAAAGCGAGCAUGUACGUCAACGUGUGACGUCAAAAUCGAGACAUUAUCACCAGCAGAAGCAACAGUACCUUCACCGUCAUUGCAAUCGCAGUCACCAGUUUCAUUGCAACAGUCGCAGCCAACGCACCCCCCGACUUUACAGAAAUUACCUCCAAUGUCAACUGAAAGCAUUCGCACAUUCAAAAUGGAGAACAAUAACGUUAAGUGUGAGUCAUGCAGCGUAGGAAUCGUCAGUGAUAACAAUUUAUCGUGUGUUUCAAACUGCAACGUUAAGUGCGAAGAGCAGCAGGAUGAUUACAAGUGCGGGAUUAUCAAGUGCGAGCAGUGUCUCAAAGAGGAAAGAGAAAUGGCGAUACUAGAAAUAGACAAAGACUCGGGAAUUCUUAUGAUCGAUGACAAACUAGAGGCCGCUGAAGCUGAGGUUAAGGAAGAACUCAAUGACGUCGUGGUUGUUAAUAUCAACAUCGACAAUCAGAACUGGACCAAACCCGAUUACGAAGACACUGUCACUGAAACGAUCGAGGACAAAGUUGAGAAAAUUAACGGCGCUGAUGUUAACGACGUAAAUGUUAACGUUAACAAGACCGAUGGCAUUAAUACCGUUGACGUUAACGUCAACAAGUGCUCGGGUAACAAAGAGACGUUACCGAAGUGCCAGAAGUUGACCAAGCGAAAGCUGUCACUCGACAGCCUGAGUUCUCCCAAGAAAAUAAAACUAGACAAACGAACUCUGUCCGUAGGUUCAACCCGCGAUUCUAACGACCACCGGGUACCGAACCCGAUGAACGGGGAGUUUUUGGUUAACAGAACGAUCGUCGCUGAUAGAAGUAGUGAUAAGGGGGUUGAUAAGCUUGACUGUGGUUCAGUAGCGAGUGUGGGAGGAAAGGAGGGUAAGAAGAAAGUUAAGAAAGAAAGUUGUAAGCGCAAAGCUGAUGACGGUGUUGCUGCCGAGGGUAACAACAAGAGGUCGAAAAAAUAUUUAAGCAAUGGAAUCACAAAUUGUCAUGUUAAGACGGCGUCCGCGAUGAGUAUUAUGGAGACAAUUAACAAUGUGAUUCAACAGAGUGUACAAAUGACUAGUAAGAAUGAUGAAGAUAUUAAUAAGUGUAAUAGUAGUGGUAAUAACAAUAAUAAUAAUCAUAAUAAUAAUAAUAUUAAUAUUAGUAAUAAUAACAAUAAUAAUAACGUUAGCACUAAGAGCUGUAAUGCGUUCAAAGAACGCGAUAGUAAAAGAAAAUCUGUUAAUUUAUUGUCGACUAUUAAAAAUGUUCCAAAGACGAUAGUUAAGACGGUGGUUACGGAUAAAUUAUGUGUUAAUAAGGCGGAUUGUAAAUUAAUAAAGGAUAAGGAUAAAGAAUUGGGAGUCUUAGUGGGAGGAACAGGGGGAGUGGAUAAGGACAAGUGCAAGGAAAGUAAGAGCAGAGUGAAGGGUAAUAUAAAUAGUAAUAAAAUAGUGCAGGUUAAAAACAAAGUUGACGGGCGUAAACCCGGGGAAUCAAAAUUAAAGGGGAAGGUUGUUAAGAUUUGCGAGGAGAGGGGCGGUGGUGAGGGAGAGGGGGGUAAGAAACAACCAGCGGCCUUAGUUAAAAAGAAGAAUAAUAAAAAAAGUACAAAGAAAAUAUGCGGCGUGGGUCAUAAGAAGGCAAGCGGACGUGAUGAAAGUGUCACGGGGGUUGUUAGUGAUAGUUUUAGUUGUUUGACAAAGAAGGGCUUUCUUAAGCCCAAGUGGAGCAACGGCUGGAGCUGGGAAGGAGACUCGUAUGAGGCCAAAGUUUAUUUAACGAAUGAAGAGUCGGCUAUACGGAGGUGUUACAAAAGUAUGAAACACAUAAGUGGUGAUGUAUUGAGACCACGGGACUGUGUUUUAUUGAAAAGCGGUCCACGUAAAGCAGACCUGCCUUUUGUGGCUAAAAUAGCUGCGCUUUGGGAAAAUCCUGAUGAUGGCGAAAUGAUGUUCUCGUUACUGUGGUACUACAGGCCAGAACAUACGGAACAAGGUCGCACGGAUUUCGACACUGAGGACGAAGUGUUUGCAUCGAGGCACCGCGAUGCUAAUAGCGUUGCUUGUAUAGAGGACAAAUGUUAUAUUUUGACGUUCAAUGAAUAUUGUCGAUAUCGAAAAAAUUUACGAAGAAUAGAAGAAAAUCUCGAAUGUCCAGGACUAAUAGUACCACCUGGGGAACAGAGUUAUCCUCGGGAGAGUAGACAGCCUCCCAUUCCAGUACCAGCAGAUAUGGUUCUAUUUUGCCGGCGUGUCUACGACUAUCGCGGGAAAAAACUCGUAAAAAAUCCCGGAUGACUCGAUUCCGCGUAAAAAAAUAAAUAAUUAAAUAAACAACCAACAAAAAAAAAAUAAAAAAAUACUAAAAUGGGAAUCACAAGUACUGAUAAAGAAAAAAAUAUAAAAACUUACACUGAAACUGGCAUUGAUCUUCCAAGCGUCGCCGAUUUGUGUUCCACUUGAUAUCAAUUUCUAUAAACAGCAACUGAAUAUUUUAUAUCACGUUGCUAUUUAAUCUAAAAGAUAAAAAAAAAUAUUUAUAUAUAUAUACCCAAAGAAAUAAAAAUAAUAAGGCAAUUAAACAAUUCAAAUUAAAAUUUAUCACAAACUGAAUUGUUUAGCUGCGGUUAUAAAUAAUUAAUUAUUAUAUUAUAUAAUAAUUAUUAAAAGUAAAUAAACUGAGUGGAGCACAAUUUUUUAGCGCUUAGAUUUCAUAGAGAGAUAUAGAUAUUUUUUGCGAUAGCGUUUUACAAAUUAAACAAAAAAAAUAAAUAAAACAAAAUAUUUUUCACUUAUUAAGACGUACAUUGUAAGGGUGAGCUUGGAUAGGAAAUAAAUGAUAAUAAAUAAUUAAAGGAAAUAUUUAAAAUGUCCAGUUUCAGUGUUCAGUAAAAAAAAAAAAAAAAAUAUAAAACAUGACCAUUUAAAUAGCGACAGGGAAAAUAUAUAAAUUAAAAUGAAUAAUUGUGUUACGAGUAAUGAUUUAUAAUUUAUAAUUUAAAAUAAAAAUUUUGUUAAUUAAAUUUAAAAAAGUUGAAAAGUCAUAUGUUAAAUGCGUGUAAUGUAUACUAUUUAAAUUGGACGUUUGUGUGAUGAACUUCCAUUGUAAGUUAUAUUAUUUAAAUUUAAAUUGUAAUUUAAAUAAUUCGUUUUUUCCGAGACGAGACAAAUUAGACGGCAAUUAUCCAUUCAUUUCUACUCACAAUUAUUAUUGUAAUCGUACACUGUAAAAAAUUUCUGGAUUAAAUCCGGAGUGAAUGCAGACCGGAUGACCGUGAAUUUAUUUGAUCCCCUCGGAGGGAAAUUUACUCCCAAUCGGAGUGAAUACGAAUUUAAAUAAAAUCUAGAUCAGUCCGAAGUCACUCCGCUCAAAAAAAAAAUUUUUAUUUACUCCGUAUGCGGAGUGAAUUUUUGAAAAAACUCCGGAGUGAAUUCGGAUUUAAAUAAAAUCCGUAAUCACUACGAAUUCACUCCCGAUUUACAGUGUAAAUUUUUUUUUUAUUUUUCGCUGGAAUUUUUUAUCUCGAGCAUAUUGAUAUUAAUUAAUGAUAAUAAAUUUUUUGAGUGUCACUAUUUUUUUGAAUCAUUCAAAUUUUAAUUUAAUUAAUUAAUUGAUUGAAAAUAGGUUUUGUAAUUUUUUUAAUUUCAUUUUGGGAUUGUAUGUUUGCCGUUUUAAAAUGAUUACAUUUAACGUACAGGAUUUUAAUAUUUUUUUUUAGAUAAUAUUAAUUAAUAACUUUUUUUUUAGUUAAAUCAAAAUUUCACCCGCUAAAAAUUUAGACUUCAUUUUAAUUUUUUUUUUUUAUUAAGGAAGUAUAUGAAUAAUGAAUGAUUGUAAUUAUUUUGAAGAAGUUUGUAAAUCAGCGAACAAAAAAAAAUAUGAAAUUUUUGUUAGCGGGAAAAAUAUGUUGUAUUAUUUAUAUUAAUAUAUUGAAUAUUAUAUAAUUAUACUUUUAUUAUUAUUACUAUUAUUAUUAUUAUUAUUAUUAUUAUUAAUUAUUGAUAUUUAAUGAACUAAUAUAUAAAUAUUGAUUUUGUGUAUUUAAGGGUAUGAGCGAAAAUUAAUUACGAUUAAUUAACAUUGGAUAUGUUAAGAUUAAUAAAUUGAUUUAAAAAAUUAACUCUCCCAAUACCAAAAUAUUUUUUGUUUUUCUUUUCUAUUCUUAAAAAAAAAUAAUUUAAGAUGUAAUAUAAUUUUAUUUAUUUAUUAUUAAUUAAUUUUUGUAUACUUUUUAAGAAUAUUAAUUUUUCUAUGCUUAAAUUACAUUACCGACUUAAUGACCGAUGGAAAAAUAACCGGAUCGAAACUUAACCAAAAAAGAAAAAUUUUUUACCUAACAAAUAAUUUACUUUUUUUUGAGGUUAACAAAUUUUUUUAUUAAAUAUUGAGAGCCAUUUGUCAUUUUUAACUUUACAUACACUAAAAUAUAUUUAUAUAUUUUAUAUAUCUUAUAUAUGCACUAAGUAAUAAAUUAAUUAAUCUCAGAAAUUAGAUCUUGGAUUUAAAAAUUGGCUCUUAGUUGAAUUAGGCUGCCCCUGAACUUGGCCACUGCCAAAAUUCGGCCAUUUUUUUUUUUUUACUCUCCUAUAAAUAUUUUACGCAUUGCAGUAUUAUUUAUAUUAAAAAUUAUCUUCCCAGUUUUUAUACUUUACUUUUGGUUGAAUAACAAAACGCAGCCAAAAGUGAGUGAGAUCAUCUCUAAAUUGUCUUUAGAUAUUUAUCAUAAAUUUAUAUAUAUUUAAAGAGAAACUCAAAAAUAAGAAACAAUAGUACAUUACACGGAAAAAAAAUAGUAGUAGCUACUCUUUGGGAUAGUACUGAGUACUUUCUGUAAAAAAAAAAAUUUCAGACAGUACUGUAUGCUAUCUAGACUGUGUCCGAUACUAUCCGGGAUAGUACUCAGUACUAUCCCAGAGAGUAGCUACUACUAUUUUUUUUUUCCGUGUAAGGGCCAGUUUUUCUGCUGGUAUAUCUACAUAUGACUAAUAUAUAGAUAUACUAUUAAUUAAAACCCGGAUAAAAAUAAACUCGGUUUGAAAAACUGGCUCUAAUUUUUGAUUGUGUGAACUUUGGUUAUUUUACUCUGGUUAUUUUUUCGUUUUAUUUUGCAUAAUUUCGAUUAAUUAUUUAACAUUAACAUUAAUAAUUAAUUAUCAUUCAUUACUAGUAAUAAUUAGUAUCAUUAUUUUUUAAAUCUCUCGUUAAGGUUGAUAAUACAUAUCUUUUUUUAAUAAUUAACUUUCUCUGUCUCUCUUAACUCCUCAUUGUAUUUAAAAAAAAAAAAAAAAAAAAAAAAAAGAAUAGAAAAAUCUUGCAAUAUAUCUAUGGAAUAAAAAUAAAUCGUGUUCGGCAGCAUUAACGCCAAUCAAAAAAUCAGUUCUAAAGUAUAAAUUUAAAAAAAAUAUAAAAAAAAAAAAAAGUAACAAUUAAAAUAAGCCAUUAAUUAAAUGAAAAUUUGUUUAUUUAUUCAAAAUAAUUGCAAACAGACGAGCGUAAUAAAGCCGCGUGCCAAAGAACAUCAUGAUUAAUUUAAAUUAAUUAAAAAAUUUAAUUAAUCAGUACACUCGUCACUACAGGGAUUUUGCGAUUUACUCAAUGGUUUUUAUUUUAAAUAAACAAAUAAAAUAAAUAUAAAAAAAAAUGGAGAUAAAAUAAAAAUAAAAGUUAAAAAUAAUAAAAAAAGAGAAGAAUUAUUUCUACAUGAAAUCUAUGAAGUAUAAAUAUAAAUGAAUAUAUAUUAUAUAUAUUUAGAUAAUUAGAAUAAAAAUGUGCAGGCAUUACAUGUAUGAUCAUGAUGACAUUACACGAUAAAUAAAAUUUUAAUUAACAAAAAUAUAUAUUAAUAUCAUUAACUCCCUUAUUUUUUGUGUCAGAUACAAAAGCAAGUGAUACUCGGAUUUUUUUUAUAUCAAGUGAAAUCAAACAUAGAUUUUUUUUCAUGUAAAAUUAUAAUUACAUAUAUAUUUAAUAUUAUUAUUAAUUAUUAAUGAUCUUUAAUUUCCAUGAAUUUUAUGAUCAAUUUUUUGAUGGAUGAAAAAUAAAAAAAAAAAAUGAGAUUAUUUUCUGAGUGUCACAUAUUAAUUUGCGGUAUUUGGUACAAAAUAUGUAUGUGUACAUCAAUAGGUGAUUACUGAUUAAUUACUGAUUACAAAUAAGCUUUGUAGGGGACACAAAUAUAAAUAACUUAUAAAAAUGGAAAGUGCGACGAGUCGUUAAUCAACUGACUUAUCAAAAUAUCAAUUAUUUAAAAAAUGUUAUUUUAAAAUUGUUAUUAUAAUUGUAGAGAAAACGAACAAUUAGUUGGUAGUUGAUAGUUAUUUAAAAGUGGAGGAGAUAAUUCUAAAUCACUGAUUUUUUAUUGAUAGCUAAGUUUUGAGAAAUAGAUCUCAUGAGUGGAGUUUGAUAAUUCGGUUGAUUGCGACCUGCGUGGCUGACACUGAUCCACUAGUACCGCAAUGUGUUUUUUCACAUAAGUAAAAAGUAAAAAUAUAAAUAUACCGAUGUGUACUUUUCAGAUUAAUAACAUGAGAGGAUAUGAUUUUGAAUGUUUUAUUGGACAUUCGUUAUCUUGUAAUAUUGUAAUAUAAACGUAAGGAGCAACAAAAAUGUUUAAUAAAUUAUUUGAUCAAA
Molecule: messenger RNA, 11246 nt
Organism: Microplitis mediator
Lineage: Eukaryota; Metazoa; Arthropoda; Insecta; Hymenoptera; Braconidae
Gene: Hers
Exons: 12
Coding region: 719-6913 (2064 amino acids)
Molecular function (GO): chromatin binding
Source: RefSeq, a predicted model, not a curated record